AUGGAUAAGGAGCUUAUCCCUCUUAUACAAUGGGAGAUGGCGACAUUAACACACCCUGUGUGUGGUAUUCUUGUAUUCGCAUCCGUUGCGUUAUUGCCCUUGAUACUUCUUCCAUCUACACCGUCAAUGUGGGUUGCUGGGAUUACAUUUGGUUAUGGCUAUGGCUUUCUUCUUACGACUCCAGCUGUAGCGAUCGGUGUAUCACUUCCUUAUUUCAUCAGCUAUCUCUUCUGUGACAAAAUUCAAGGUUGGUUAGAAAGAUAUCCGGAUCACGCUGCGAUGUUGAGAGCUGCUGGUGGAGGCAGUUGGUUUCACCAGUUUCGAGCAGUAACCUUAAUCCGGAUUUCUCCAUUCCCUUAUGUUAUUUAUAACUACUGCGCUGUUGCUACUCGUGUAAAUUACGGUCCUUACAUUACCGGUUCUCUCAUAGGCAUGUUGCCAGAGACCUUUGUCGCAAUUUAUACAGGGAAGCUUAUAAGGACAUUGGCAGAUGCAUCUUCUGUGGAACAAAAGGGUUUCUCGAUUCUGCAGAAUGUUCUUAACGUUCUCGGUUUUGUAGCGACUGUUGUGACAACUGUUCUGAUCACGAAGUAUGCGAAAAGACAGCUCGAAGUUAUGAAGAAAGAAAAGGAAGCUUUGUUGUUGCAGUAA
Molecule: messenger RNA, 651 nt
Organism: Arabis nemorensis
Lineage: Eukaryota; Viridiplantae; Streptophyta; Magnoliopsida; Brassicales; Brassicaceae
Source: the annotation of a GenBank genome assembly